Necator americanus (New World hookworm) is the source of this 2106-nucleotide messenger RNA. RefSeq lists its product as uncharacterized. Lineage: Eukaryota; Metazoa; Nematoda; Chromadorea; Rhabditida; Ancylostomatidae. Gene Ontology annotation, biological process: proteolysis. The transcript is spliced from 21 exons. Bases 1 to 2106 code for a protein of 701 amino acids. Gene Ontology annotation, molecular function: dipeptidyl-peptidase activity; serine-type peptidase activity. The record is from RefSeq and is a predicted model, not a curated record. Gene Ontology annotation, cellular component: plasma membrane.
AUGAAUUGUGCUUUUUUUCGGUUUAUUCGCAAUCCGCCUCUGGACACCGUCUCUGGACACUGUUCUCGCGUUUUGAUGUACACUCGUGAAGAACCCUCUCACGAUUUGCGAUAUUUUGCUUUGUUUAAGCCGACUUCUGACCAAGUCUCCGCAAAAUUUAAUGCCACAUACGCUAUCUCAAUCCUCAACAGAGAGACUUUACUGACCUACAAAGUGGGCAUUGCAAAAACAGAGGACGAAGCACAACGGAUCUUCAUCUGGAAUCCCGUUAGUGAUGAUUACAUUUUCUGGCAAGAUGGUCAUCUCUACUACUCAGAUUCUGCCGAUUCGGAUACAUCAGUUCGAAUCAGCAACGGAGGACCGAACUGGGAACAUGGGAUUUUCGACUGGGUCUAUGAGGAGGAAAUUUUUGGGCGCGGCUCGCAAGCAGUUUGGUGGUCUGAGAGAGGAGAGAAAUUGGCUUUCCUCAGUCGGGAGAAAACGAAGGAGAAGUCGGUGAUGAUGAUUAGCUAUUCGCACGAAGAACCCUAUCCGAAUGUGGUGGAACUACAGUAUCCUAAAACUCACGAGAAGCGUCUCCCAACCUACGCUAUUAACGUAUGGGACAAGAAGACCCGCGAACUGAAGCACAUGGAUGUGCAACUAAGGGACAGCACAGCAUUCCACUAUCUUUAUGGAGUGAAAUGGGUAGUGAUGCGAGACGAAGAACUACUUGUGGCUACUUGGGCAAAUAGACUCCAAACACAUAUCUCCGUAACCAUUUGUAGUUACACAUCGGGAAUUUGUAAACUGAUAUUCGAGUACAAAUAUCCUAGCAAAACAUGGGCGGAACCGACUGACUUCUCGUCUAUUUUAAGCAGUGACGAUGCUAUUUAUAUGCUUUUGCCACGAACCAGAGCGGAUGGAAACAGCUACCAGCACAUCGCUAAGGUGACCAUUCAGGGGGAUGCUGCGAAAGGAGCGAAGGGCGUGAAAUGGGCUAAGUCAUCAUUCCUUUCAUUGGGCGACUUUGAUGUCGUGGAGUUGGAAGCUUACGAUAGAGAUAAUGACAUAAUAUAUUUCGUCGCCUCAGCGCCUUCACCGACUAACCGUCAUCUGUACUCUACGAAGGGGUCACCGACAACAACGGAUGCGUGGGAAUGUGUAUCCUGCAAGUUUUCCAACUGUACUUACCAAGUCAACCAUUUGACAUCAGACUUUAAACGAAUCCUCACAUUCUGCAAGGGGCCUGCUCAUCCGCACUACUACCUUGGCGACAUUAUCGAAGGAAAAACUGAGAACUUGAUCGAAAUCCUAAGAGACGAAGAGUACGAGAGAAGACUGGCUACCACAUUACUACCACUGGUUAUAAGUGAGACAGCUCCGCUGGCGCAAGGAUACGAAGCCCGUGUGAAAAUCCUACUUCCACCUGAUCAACCAAGUCGAUCUAGUUCUAGGUCGUUACCAGUACUGCUAAAGGUUUACGCUGGACCUGGUCCUCAAAUGGCUAGCGAUGAAUUUACGCUAGGAUUCGAAGAGUUCCUAGUCACCUCGCGAAAUUUUGCUGUUGUAACGAUAGAUGGUCGCGGAUCAAAUGGACGUGGAUGGAAAUAUCGAGGCGCCAUCUACGGCGCACUAGGCACCGUGGAGAUCGAGGAUCAAAUUGAAGGCGUUCGGCAGGUGAUGAAAAAGUAUCCAUUCCUUGAUGCUCACCGUCUUUCGGUAUUUGGUUGGUCUUAUGGAGGAUUUGCAGCUGCGUUGAUGUCCGAAAAAGCGCCUGAAUUGUUCUUCAAGUGUGUCAUUUCCGUCGCUCCGGUGGCUAACUUCUUAUAUUACGACACAACGUACUCCGAAAGGUACAUGGGAAGUGCUGACAAGUCCGCCUACGACGCUAGCGAUAUUACUAAAAAUGUCUCUAAUUUUAAGAAGACUCGCUUGUUACUCGUUCAUGGAUUGUACGAUGACAACGUCCACUUCCAACACAGUGCACUAUUGAUGGAAGCUUUGCAACGAAAAGAUAUCGACUUUGAUGUUAUGGUCUAUCCAAAUCAAGACCAUGCAAUAGGACGGCGGAACCACUUGUACCACAAAAUGACGUCAUUUCUUGACCAAUGCGCCAAACGCUGA